Messenger RNA from Malassezia globosa CBS 7966, 1953 nucleotides. RefSeq lists its product as uncharacterized. The transcript has a single exon. Gene Ontology annotation, cellular component: plasma membrane. Gene Ontology annotation, molecular function: metalloendopeptidase activity. NCBI's taxonomy places the organism in Eukaryota, Fungi, Basidiomycota, Malasseziomycetes, Malasseziales, Malasseziaceae. The record is from RefSeq and is a predicted model, not a curated record. Gene Ontology annotation, biological process: protein processing. Bases 1 to 1953 code for a protein of 650 amino acids.
AUGAGCCUGAUGGGUGAACUUGCUCAGAUUCUACGCAUGGACCACGGAAACAACACGUCGGCGGCCCUCGCUUGGCUACAUGCACAUGGCAUCGACGCACUUUUUUCAACCACAAUCGAAGAAGAUGCUGGCCUGUCGCCUCAUUUUGCCACACCGCAUGUGGCGCCAGGUGGGCUUGGUUUGUCGUCGCCACAUAUGUACAAAGACAACGAUGCCAUGGCGUUUUACCGCCGCAUUUUGUCUGAUGCGCUACAGGCGCUGCCUCCAUUGCACAGGUGGCAUAUGCCCACAAUUGCGCCAGUCUCUUCAGGCGACAGAGAGCGGCUGGUUGAGCAAGUCCUGGAUUUCGAGACAAGGCUUGCUCACAUCCACCCAGCGAUACCUGCGUCGUUGGCCGAUCCACUGUCGACGUACCAUGCUAUGACAACGCGAGAGCUCGAGUUUAUGGCACCAGGCAUUCGUUGGCAAACAUACAUGCACGAAUUGAGUCCCAGCAUGCUUCCCCACAAAGUCAUCGUUGCGAAUACGAGGUACAUGGUGCAGCUCAGUGAGCUAGUGCAGUCGACGCCUACUUUGACACUUCACACCUACAUGUACUGGAGCGUCAUCCGCGAUGCUGGGAGGUAUCUGGGUCCGCACGUGCCACUUGGGUCUCCUGCACGUCAAUUGCACAACUUCAAUGCAGGACUCGCUUACGACGCGACGCACCCGCAGGUAUCGACCUGUGUUGCGUCCGUGACGGCGGCACUCGGCUACAUGGCUGGGCGCUUCUUCGUCGAACAGGCUUGGGACGCGCAGAGUCAAAAUGCAGCGAUGGAGCUGGUGACGUCGAUCCGUUCUGCUUGGCAUCAUAGCCUGUCUCGCAUCAGCUGGCUCGAUGCAAAGACACGCGAACGUGCGCAAGCGAAAGUGCAGAACUUGGCAUUGAACAUUGGGUAUCCGAAGAGGCAGCCGGACUCAAACGAUGCUGAAGCUGUCAAGAAAUGGUAUGAGGACUUGCCUGUGGCUUCGUCCUACUUCCUGAAUGAGAUGGCAUCCCGCAUGUAUCGCACGCGCCUUGCAUGGAUGCGCUUGGGUGGUCAAGUGAACUCUGGUGGCUUCGGCAGUCUGGUAACGACGGAUGCCGAGGCCGAGUACCACCCUAUAAGGCACGAGGCUGUGUUUCCCGCUGGCUUGUUACAGCCGCCGUACUUUGACCGUGAGUGGCCCAUGUACCUGCAGUAUGGAGCAGCUGGCACCAAAGUAAGUCAUACACUUUCGCAUGCCUUCGGUCCACCUGGCCGCUUUUAUGAUCGCAAUGGCAUCUUGUUUGACUGGUGGACGCCUCAAACAGCUCAUGCAUAUGAAGAAUACGUGCGCUGCGUCGAGACCCAAGCAAAGCAGGAUCGGAAAGAGCAGAAACGACUCCGGAAGGAGCGCAAGCGCCAGCAGAAGCAGCAGAGACAUCAGGAGAGGAACGAGGAGAAGCGAAAGAUUCGCGAUGAUGUGCACCGUCAAUCAAUCUCUCUGCAGCAGCCGUAUGUCGUCCAUGCCUCACCUUCCACUCUUCGUUCCACCAGCGUGCCACGCAUGCUGCGAAACGCAUCGGCUGCCGAGACUGUGGCUGAUGUACAUAGCCUUGCACGAAGCUACGAGGCAUGGCUUGAUCAGCUUCAAAAAGGCGAUCUCGCCGUGUAUUAUCGCAACUUGCGACUCCCUGGCCUGCAAGACUACACGCACAAGCAGCUCUUUUUCAUCGCCUUUGGUUCUACGUGGGCACGCAGUGUGCUGUCAGGUCGAGCAUCGGCACAGCCAGGAUACCGGCAUCAGACAGAUGCACACGCACCUGCUGCUGUUAAGGCGCGUGUGAAUGCUGCGCUGGUGAAUUUUGCUCCAUUUGCAGAUGCCUUCCACUGCAGCCCUGAUAAGCACGCGAUGGCACGUCGAACAGAAGAACGCUGCGAUGUUGGGUAG